Molecule: messenger RNA, 2229 nt
Organism: Symbiodinium natans
Lineage: Eukaryota; Dinophyceae; Suessiales; Symbiodiniaceae
Source: the annotation of a GenBank genome assembly
AUGCGAGUGUUCGCGGGCUCUUCAGUUGAAGAUGUAGUGCCAAGCUACCCGCGACCAGAACAGGAGAUGCCAAGCCAGGAUUUAGCACCACGACGUUCUUCCAUUGGACAUGGAGAUCUUUGGCAAAGCACGGAGAUGGGAGAAAAGCGCAAGAACGAAGUUCAUUGGUCCCUUGUCCUUGUCUGCAUGGCCUUGAUGAACUUUGCAUGUCUUGCUGCAGUGCAGGUGUCGAUUAUCGACGCGCAUGUUGCGAGCCCCUUCCAAAAACGGUUUGAUGAGAAGGACUCAGCAACUGAGAUCUACGAGAAUGCCGCGCUCUUUUCCGUCGCGCCUUUGCAAGCCUUUGUUCGCAGCAGGGGCCGCGAUGGCUUUCACGAAGUCUCUGCCUCAAGUGCCAAGCCAGCAGCGUCCGCCCCCAAAGAUUCAGAAGCCUGUGUAUUGCGAUUCGCAAGGCGGCUCCAAGCCUCCAACGGCCUCAAAGAAACCAAACCAGCUCUCUUCAGGAAGGUCAUGGAUGCAGCCGGGCUUACCAACAUGACUUUCGUGGAGGAGUUGAUGGCAGGUUGGCUUGUGACCCCCAUGCAGACCGCAGGCUUUGUGAACAAGACGCUGACGUGCUUGGCAGCGAACCCCAUGCUGGAGCAGUUCGCCUGCCGCGCAGAGGAAGCCGGGCUAACCUGGCGAGCUGAAGAUGGUGAGGGCUUCUUAGACCUGGUCCACGAGGCGAUUCAUGUUGCCAUCUUCCUGGAAGAGGUCACAGCAAGGGCUGCCGGAGAUUACUUCUUUGCUUCCAAGGUUUUCCAGUACCUCUUCCAAACGCAGCAUGAGCGAGUCAUGGCAGCUUUCGAGCAAGAGUACCAAGGGACGCGAAGAGAUUUCGCGGAGCUGAAAUGGCAAGGGGUCAUGAGAGGUCUUGAAGAUCUGUUGCUUCAGCACCACGUGCAGGCUCCCUACACCAAGGGAGAAGGCACAAGGAUGAUGACAUGGCUGCGGUUGAACAUUGCCGAGGCAGCUCGGAUGGAUCUCGGAAACGGUCGCUUGGCCAACGUCGCUGUAGCCCUUAGUCUGAUGGCCGACAUCGAUAUGCCUCCGAGCAGCAGUGAGUCCGGAACAGUCUUCCCAGUUGGCAAAGCGUGGGCAGACGCUUACAUCGCCUGGAAUUCUGCGUAUGUCCUGAGCCUCGGUGAAGUUAGCCUUCUUGCCAUUACGAAGCUCUUCAUACCAAGUGUCAGUUGCACAUCCAGUUCACUGAACGCGGAAGACUUUGUCGUCAGCCGCGUGUUCUCCCUCGCUCUGAUGAUCGCUACAAGAUCUUCGAGGGACUGUCCGGGACGUGUCCCCGCGAACAUGGUCUCCAUUUCCUUGAUGGAGGAGUGGGGCCUCAGCAAUAUGCAAACGCUUCCGCUCCCCCAUCCAGCGGAAGAAGACCUGGAAGAGAUGCUUUACGGUCUGUGCCUGAAUGCAUGUGCUCGUCACGAGUAUCUGCUGGGUAGACUUUCCGAUGAGGACUUUCGAACUCUGAUGGUGUACCUCGCUUGGAUAACGGUGUUGAUCACCGGUUGGGGCUUGGAAGCUGUCGUGGGACAACACCUCCUCCAGGUUCUUUCCAAAGACCGAGCACAUGACAUGUGGCGGCUUGCCCAGUUUCUUUUUCCUCUCUUGGCAACGGUGGCCCUCAACACUGCGGCUCGGAGGGAUUGGAUUUGCCUGUUGCCUUUGCUGCUGGCCAACUGGAAGUUUGGUUUUCCUGAGACCGCCAGCUAUCUCCAUCAAAGCCGAUGCAGAGCCAAAGGUUUGCUCAAGCACUUCUCGAGCAAAGAGCUGUCGGAGUUGCUUGCUGCUUGGAGCAACUGCUGCGGACUGCUUUUGCAUCACGGCGCUGCGUCGCUGGUGAUUGCAGGCCUUGCAGCCGGCUUGUAUCCAUUGACUCGCGAGAUCCAGUCAUGCAUUAUGCCGUUGAUUCUGCAACAUUGGCUAUGUCUCCUGCGCUAUGUCCAUAUUCGGAUCUAUUCCUUCCUCGAAUUGAUUUUGGAGGUUGCCUUUGAGGCAAGCGUGUUCGAGAGCUACGCCAGCCUCUACCAGUUCGAUUUCUCAGUCAGACUCGCUGCGUCGGGUAUGAUUUUUGCACAUUGGCUCUACCUGGCUGCCGCUAUCUUCGAUCUGGGCAUGCCCCGUGGGCCGUGUGCCAAAGAUAAUGUCAAGGAGCCGCCCGAUGUUAUCAGGGUGUGA